UUUAGUGUGACUGCAGCAGUAAAAAUGAAUGGUCUUUUGUUUGGAUUUUCUCUUAUUGUUGUGGCGUUCGCCCAGCAGCACCACCCACCCCACCAUCCGCACCCAGGCGGCCCAGUAGCCUGUCAUCAAGACACAGACUGUGCUGGGUGUGACGCUGGACUAGUCGGUUUCUGCGAGACCGGAGUCUGUUACUGCAGGAAUGAAUCCACAGUGGUUGUUAAACGUGCAGCAUGCACGGAUAACGCCGACUGCCCUGCGUGCCAGAACGGGUUGGCCGGCACCUGCAACGCUCAAGGCCACUGUGAGUGCCAGGACACCGCGCAUCACCCAGUGGGAAAACGUGCAGCGUGCACGGAUAACGCCGACUGCCCUGCGUGCCAGAACGGGUUGGCCGGCACCUGCAACGCUCAAGGCCACUGUGAGUGCCAGGACACCGAGCAUCAUCCAGUGGGCAAGCGCGCUGCGUGUAACAAGGUGCACGACUGUAGCGCCGCCGGUUUCACGUGCCCAGACACGCAUACCGUCACAUGUUCAGCUUCCGGCCACUGUGAUUGUGAAGACACCACCCAUCAACCAGUGGGCAAGAGGUACGCGCUAUUCGCCAAGCGCCUAACAUGCCAUGGACCAGGAGACUGUCACAGCUUCACAUGCCCGAAUGACGUGAAGGCAGCCUGCAGCAGCACUGGACACUGUGAAUGCCAAGGAGAAUCCACUGUCGGACGAAAAUAAAAUUCCUCAGGCAGUUGCUUGUGAUGACUCGACAUGUGUUUGUUAAAUUUUGAUCAAUAAAAUUGUUACAC
This is a messenger RNA of Mya arenaria, 800 nucleotides long. Its product is annotated as cell death abnormality protein 1-like. The record is from RefSeq and is a predicted model, not a curated record. The transcript has 8 exons. Lineage: Eukaryota; Metazoa; Mollusca; Bivalvia; Myida; Myidae. The coding region runs from base 25 to 729 and encodes 234 amino acids.